Molecule: messenger RNA, 1575 nt
Organism: Trichoderma gamsii
Lineage: Eukaryota; Fungi; Ascomycota; Sordariomycetes; Hypocreales; Hypocreaceae
Product: cyclopropane-fatty-acyl-phospholipid synthase
Exons: 4
Coding region: 1-1575 (524 amino acids)
Biological process (GO): cellular response to biotic stimulus
Source: RefSeq, a predicted model, not a curated record
AUGUCCAAGCCCACAAGUGUGACGGGCAGUGAGAGCGAGUUUGAGUUCAUUGAGACUCCCAAGCCCACUGCCCCUACUUUUGAGAAGGAUGAGGACUGCGGUGUCCGCACCACCAAGUACCCCUCCAUCAAGAAUGCUCCCCUUCCAGCUGAUGGACCAGGCUCCGACUCCUUCAACAACAAGAUCCUGUUCUCCAUCCUGUUUGGCGUUCCCUUCUGGCUGAAGUGGAAGGUUGGCGGCGGCCUCAAGACCUUCAUCUUCUUCGCCAUCCUCUUUGAUCUGCCCAUCCUGGCCGGCUGGUGGCUUGUUGUCUCCGCCAUCUCCCCCCGCAAGAACACCAAGGCCAAGUACCCCGGCCGUCCCGUCGAGUACUACCUCGAGUUCAAGAAGGAGGCCGACCGCCAGAAGUACCAUGGCACCAACAAGAUCCCCAUGGAGACCUUCCACGAGAUGUACUUUGACGGUGACGUCGACUUCAAGGGCGACUGCCUCGAGGUCCUCGAGUACCGUCACGACUGGGCCAGCUUCCGCUUCACUGUUAGCCUGAUCAAGUACUUUUUGCUGGGCAUGAUUCCUGAGCUCAUCAUGCACACUCGUUCUCAGGAUGAGGAGCAGGUCCGAGACCACUAUGAUCGCGGUGAUGACUUUUACGGCUGGUUCCUCGGUCCACGCAUGAUCUACACCUCUGGUAUCAUCUCUGACAUCAACUCUGAGGAGACACUCGAGCAGCUCCAGGACAACAAGUUGACUGUUGUCUGCGAGAAGAUUGAGCUCAAGAAGGACGAGAGAUUGCUGGAUAUUGGCUGCGGCUGGGGUACCCUCGCCCGAUUUGCCAGCGAGAACUAUGGCGCCAAGGUCACCGGUAUCACUCUUGGUCGCAACCAGACCGCCUGGGGCAACAGCGCCAUGCGCAAGGUUGGCGUCCCCGAGGAGCAAAGCAAGAUUCUCUGCAUGGACUACCGCGACAUUCCCGUUCCCGAAGGCCGCUACAACAAGAUCACCUGUCUUGAGAUGGCCGAGCACGUCGGUGUCCGUCACUUUGGCAGCUUCCUCACCCAGGUCUACAACAUGCUUGAUGACGAUGGUGUCUUCUUCCUGCAGAUUGCUGGUCUCCGAAAGGCUUGGCAGUACGAGGAUCUGAUCUGGGGUCUGUUCAUGAACAAGUACAUCUUCCCCGGUGCCGAUGCUUCUACUCCUCUUGGCUGGGUCAUUGAUAAGCUGGAGGGUGCUGGCUUUGAGGUCAAGAAUGUCGAUACCAUCGGUGUUCACUACUCUUCUACUCUCUGGAAGUGGUACCGCAACUGGAUGGGCAACCGCGACAAGGUUGAGGCCAAGUACGGCAAGCGAUGGUUCCGCAUUUGGGAGUACUUCUUGGCUUACUCCACCAUCAUCUCUCGCCAGGGCUCUGCCACCUGCUUCCAGAUUGUACUGGUCAAGAACAUCAACUCCACCCACCGAGUUGAGGGCAUCCCUAGCCAGUUUAACCUGUCUGGAGCUUACGACAACUCUGAGGCUGACAUCAAGGCUUGGGGCGCCAAGAACAACGUCAUCUCCUCCACUGCCUUUACUUCUUAA